Molecule: messenger RNA, 2103 nt
Organism: Penicillium cosmopolitanum
Lineage: Eukaryota; Fungi; Ascomycota; Eurotiomycetes; Eurotiales; Aspergillaceae
Product: type I 3-dehydroquinate dehydratase
Exons: 2
Coding region: 1-2103 (700 amino acids)
Molecular function (GO): 3-dehydroquinate dehydratase activity
Source: RefSeq, a predicted model, not a curated record
AUGCCCACAGCCCUCACGCCCAUGGCGACGCCUCUCCUCGACGAGACACCCGUCUCCAGCGUCCUCCGCAAUCCGCCUGCCCCCACCUCCACCAAUUCUUCGUCUUUACCCCCAGUCUCCUCCUCCCUGAACGUCACAUCCAUCGCCUCCAAUCUGGGCCCUGUGCCCGCGCCCGCGCCCUUGCCAUCUAGCCUCGAUCAUGCCUCCUACACCGCCGCCGCACCAGAGGCUCCCUCCGGCACCGUGGUGAUCGUCUACCAGCCCGGCCAGGAACACAUUGUGCAUAUGGUGGCGGAAGUCCCAGGCAAGCCCUGGACCACAGAAAUCGUACUCUCGACCCUCUCCAAAGCAGACGUGGUCGUGGCAGGCGUGGUCAGAGAUAAUCUGGAGCGCAGUCUAGAAGGUUGCGACAGGGCAGCAGUCGUACUGGUGAACACGCACAGUGUAGAGGACGGGUCCGCCCCAGACGACGCGCUAAGCGAACACUGCGAUUACGAAUUUCUAUACUCGCGCACCCCAUUCCUACGGCGCGAUCUGACGCGAUUCUUAUCGUUAAUUCUGGGCCAGACGAGACCGCAUGAGGAUUUGCGGACGAAGACUCGCACCAAUUUUAUCUCGACGACUUUUCCCGAUGUACACGCCGCGCUGCCGAACCUGGAUAUUCUCUCCGUAGGCUCGGAUGCGGUUGAGAUUCGCGUGGAUCUGCUCGUUGAGCCGGAGUGUGAGGGCAAGGUGCCGAGCUUGAAAUAUGUUGGUCAACAAUUGAUGCUCCUUCGGCAGCAUACCGAGUUGCCGAUUAUCUUCACGACUCGCUGUAUAAAGGAGAAUGGGAAAUUUCCCAUGGAUGACCCAGCGCUGUUCUUCAAGUAUCUUCGUCGGGCGAUACAGUGGGGCGUGGAGUAUGUGGAUGUGGAAUUGUGGCUUCCAGAGGAUAUCCGACGAGCACUCGCCGAGGUGAAGGGGAACAGCAUCAUAAUGUCUGCCUUCCACGACUUCUCGGGAAGCUGGAAAUGGACCUCACCCUCCGCAGUGGAAAUAUUCAACGAGAGCGCCAAAUACAGCGACAUCGUGAAAAUGAUCGCUAUGGUCUCGACCAUCGAAGAGAACUACGAGCUCGAAUACUUCCGCUCAACAAUCAAAUCCCGCGGCGCAGGCCGUCCUCUCCUCUCCGCCGUGAAUAUGGGUCAAAUGGGCCAACUCUCCCGAGCCCUAAACACCGUCUUCUCCCCAAUAACCCACCCACUCCUGCCCAUGAUCGCCGCACCGGGCCAACUAACCGCCGCGGAAAUCAACGAAGCCCUGCACAUAAUGGGCCAGCUACCGAAACGCGACCUAUACGCCAUCGGCUCAUUCCGCUCCACGCCUCAAUCAAUGUUCAUGGAGAAAUGCAUGAACGAACUCGGUCUCCCGCACUCAUUCACCUGCAUCGACCGCGGCCCAAAGGGCUCAAUGGAAUCCGUCCUCUUACACCCUCAAUUCGGCGGCGCCUCUUUAAACCCACCCCCCCCCCUAUCCUCAAAUCCCAUGGCCACCCCCUCCACCCCGAAAACGACCUUUAUCGGCGAAAAUUCCGCAUGGAAGGGUAUUCGCGCUACCCUAACACGCGACUACGUCCCAUCAGCAUACAAAAACCGCGCCGCAAUAAUCCUCUCUGGAACCGAGUCCGAUGCCUCGGCAACAAUCUUCGCCUUGCGCAGUCUGGGCGUCGGAUCAAUCUACACUGUUGGAUUUAAGGCUCAUGGACCACUAGCCGCGGGUCUGGAACCAUUUACAUCGAUCCAGUCGGUGAAAUUGGUUGAAUCGCCAUUCGUUAUUGUCAGUGCUCUGCCGCCGGAGAAGUCGUUGCUUGUUCAGCCUUUGCUGCGCCAUUAUAGAUCUAAUGGCCGCUCUUCGCCGACGAGUACUCGGGGCAAGGUUUAUCUUGAUCUUACCUCUGGUGCGAGAAAGGGUGAUCCCCUUGCUGUGGCUCGGGCGGCUGGGUGGACGGCGUAUGGGGCUGAGGAUGUUACGGCUUGGACGACUGUUGAGACGUUGAGAUUGCUUGUUGGUCAGAAUGUGCCGUUUGAUUUUGUUCGGAUGGCGAGUGGGAGGUCUCUGUUUUAG